AAGCCGAACAAUAGUAGCAUCUACGAGUCUGGUGAUAGCAGCAUGAUGCUGAUGGAUGGAAUUACUCGCGCAGAUUUCACUUUGCCUCAGAUCCAUAGAAGUUUUUGUUGAAGCCUUUGGCAAUUAUUGUUUUCAGAUUGCUUAUAGACAAUCGAAGGUUAAAUUCAACUUCCCUGAAGGCAGGUUCUCUGCUAAGGCCUGGAAACGGUUGUGAGACUGAGGAAGCUGGGAAGGACGAGGAGAGGAAGAGCGAAACACGCGAACAUAAGAUACACCAGCGAAAGGGGGGGAGACAGCGAACUUGGCACCUCGCCUCAGGAAAAGACAAACGUUCCCGGUGUUUCAAGAUUAAGCAUCAAGAACGUGGAAUUUUAGAACAAGGCGCAACUUUCCGGUUCUGAAGAAAGCUCCUAAGUCCUACGAGAGUCCUACCAGAUUCCUGUGAGAGGAAACCUAAAGGCGCUCUGUAUCGAUGUGAACCUACAAGAGUCUAACAGGAGCUCGUGUCAUUUAGCCUUUGGAAACCACGUAUGACCUUUGGAACAUCGCGUGGGGGAUCGAUUGAGAUACCUCCCGCCGGCGACGAUGAAGGAGGUGAAUAAUUCCUACCAGGUGGACGAGGCGUACCAGGAGGACUUGGUCUACCAGGUGGACGAGGUCCACCAGGUGGUGUAUCGUCAGGUGCUGCCCGUGCUGGUCUCUCUGGGUGUCCUGGCCAAUGUUCUCUGCAUCAUCGUCCUUAGCAAACCCCGGCUCAGGGCUGCUCGCGUCAACUGGUACUUCCUCCUGCUGGCGGUAUUGGACCUGCUGGUGUGCGUCUUCUACAUCCCCGUCAUCACCACCAUAACAGGCUGUACCUUCUCCUCCUACGUCGAAGCUUAUUACUUUUCUCAUCUUGGAUGGACGUUGGUGGGGAUCUCUCAAGCGUUAGGAACCUACACCAUGCUUUGGCUGUCCCUAGAUCGAUUUAUUGCCGUCUGGAUGUGUAAUCUUUACCCGAGAAUCCAAAGUAAUCCGAAUAUAUUUCGAAACAGAAUCGUGCUUACAUUCAUUGUAUGCAUUUUUGUGCAUUUGCCGUAUAUUAUCGACGCCAAAGUAGACUGCUCAAGUUCUACAAAGACUGAUAGCACGUGUGUUAACGGGACUUGGAUUAUUAAAACCGGAUAUCAAAAUCACUUCAAUGAGGCUUGGCACAAAGUCUACAGAACUUUUUAUGGGUUGUUUAUCCGAUUUGUUCCGGCUUCUUUACUCGUGGUGUUUAACGUUGGGUUAGUGAUCGGCGUGGCCAGAGGCCGCGUUAACUUCCCCACCACAGCUGAGGGCUCUAGAAGGGCCGGCGAGCGAACUCUGGUUAUCACCGUGAUCUCCAUCACAGCUUCCUAUAUCUUAUUAACUCUACCCAUCAUCAUCUACGUUAUGAACUACGCCAAGCAUCUUUCUGACCGCUGCUAUGGGAACCAUCCCAAGGAGGUUCUAAGAGCCAUAGGGAAUUCUUUCCAGAUACUGGAACACACUAUACACAUAAUCUUUUUUCUGGGGUUGAACCAUGGUUUUAGAGAAGAGCUGAAGAUUUUAUUGUACCUUGCGAAAAGGAAGAGAGAGCCUGGGCCGUGGGAGGACGGCCAGCAUGGGCCAAGUCAGUCUCGACAUGGAGAACUUAGCCUACACUGCAACACAGAUGGACAGAAAAACGCCUCCGACACGCCCAACGUCUCGCAGUAAUAGCCAGACUAUGGGAGAGGAUCUAUAACAAUCUGCAGAAAAUGACACAAUAAUGUGGCUACCAAAAAUCAAAUCACAACCCACCGAUGAAAUUGAAUAAAAGCAACAACAUUUUGGUCCAUCCUGGACGCUUAUCAAGUAACAAGGAAGAGCGAGAGAGAGUUUUGGUGGACGGCGGCUUCCCAACAACUAAGUAGUAGCCACGAUGAUAAUUCAUGUCAACACUUCAAUAACCAGCGGCAACAACGAGGCUACUCCCUUUCUUUAUGGAAACAAGACAGUUGUUGUUGUUGUUAAAGAUUCGCUACCUGGAACAAAGUUCCAAGUAGCACGGGCUGUGGAACAAGACAGGUUCGGUAACCACAAGCGAGGAUAAACUAUAUAUGUGGCCUGCCACGAGUGUGCGUUAUAUCAUAGAACAUUUACCUCUCGCAAUACACUUGGCCUCGUUCUCGACUCAUAAUCGGGGAUCUCAGGUUCGAUUCCCGGCAGAGGACGAAACGGUUGGGCACGUCUCCUUAAACCUAGUAGUAAAUACAUACCCAGGAGUUAGGUAACUGGUUUGUGGCUGCAUCCCGGGAAGGUCACGUGGUUGACCUUGAGUGGGAGGGAGAAUCGAUAGAAGUCUAAGCUAUAUAUAUAUAAACAGGCUUCCUGUCCCCAACAAAGCGAAGAAAUAUAGAGAGACUAAAUCACAACAUCGUGGCACAAAUAACCAAAACAAAACGUUUGAAAAUAGAUAAAAUGACGAGGUUUCAGUCCAUCCCGGAGUAUUAUAAAUCUGUAUCGCGCCUGGAAUCAAACUAGCUAAUGAAAAGCAAAACUGAAAAUCUUUCUACUCUCAUUAGGCUACGUGAUGUACUAUCACGGGGAAUCUCAUAUCUUCACCAAAUUGAUUGUGAUUCUUAGUGUGUAAAAUAGAACAAAAUUGAGUUAAAUGAGAGGAAAAGUUCUGCCCUGAACUAUACCGCAGAUUCAUAUAGUUCCCUGCCAACCCUCUUCCAUCUAGUCAAUUGAUAAUCAAAUAUUUUUCGCAGCCUCACAUCGUCAUGUGAGAUCGGUUGAAAAGAAUUAAAACAAUUUAUUUUCAUGAGUCUUCAGAAACAGCUUUGUGGAAAUAAAAAACUAUUUGUUAAAAUAAAUCUUCGGUCAUUUCGAGCUAAAAAAAAAAAAAAUAUUCCCCCAACGAAAACUAUAAUUCUUAUGAAAUUACAAAGAAAACAUUGAAAACAGAAUUACUUCCAAAAUUCCACCCCCCCCCCCAGUCACUGUACUCUCACAACGAAACAAUACAAUUUCAAAACAAAAAUUUCGUGCAAAAUUAUGGAAACAGACAAAUAACGUACAAAUUGGUACCUACCAUAUAAUGGAUGUAGCUAAAUAAUAAAAGCCUAAUUUACACCCGUUAUAAACAAAAUCCCUUUAAAAAUAAAAAACUACUGUCUUCUUAUGAAGUUACAUAAAAAAACAUGGAGAUUAUAUCAAAAUCACAAAAAACAAAUUUAGUUGCUUAACUUAGAGUCUGUGAAGAUGGAACAAUGCAAUGACAGCGAGCCGCGGGCGUUGUUUGUGUAAAAUCCUUCAUUAUUCAUCUCAUCCUCACACCGGCCUGUGUUACUGCUACUUUCCUUCGUUCUGUCAUCGAAAAGAACUUAGAAUAUCUUCCCUUCAAAAAUUCUGGGGCCGAAAGUCGACGGUAAAAAAUGAUCGAGGGAUUAACGACGUACUCUUGUCCUCGUCGUUGAGUAAGCACUGAAUAAGAAUGGAAAUGUUUACUUCAGAGGACAGCAGAGACCUCUACCGACCAGAGACAACAACCUUGCCUCAGUUCCAAAGAAUAUAUAUACACAUCGCUUCUUCGUGUAUAUACACUGAGUUUAAUUUAGUUUUGGACAAUGUUCAGGAUUAAAUUAUAUUUGCUAGUUGGUCAGUAAAGUGUUGUAGUUGCCUUAAUAAGUUUUUAGGGGAUUUUUGUAUUUUUUACUAUUAUUUUCUACCACAAACGUGGCCACACAUUUAUAAUACUAAUCGGCAUAUAUACAUUUUCUUCUGUCUUCCAUGGACAGGGUUAAAGAUCUGUUAA
This is a messenger RNA of Procambarus clarkii (red swamp crayfish), 3805 nucleotides long. The record is from RefSeq and is a predicted model, not a curated record. NCBI's taxonomy places the organism in Eukaryota, Metazoa, Arthropoda, Malacostraca, Decapoda, Cambaridae.